This is a messenger RNA of Pangasianodon hypophthalmus (striped catfish), 4889 nucleotides long. It is a transcript of the gene htr5ab, whose product is annotated as 5-hydroxytryptamine (serotonin) receptor 5A, genome duplicate b. The transcript is spliced from 3 exons. Gene Ontology annotation, molecular function: G protein-coupled serotonin receptor activity. The record is from RefSeq and is a predicted model, not a curated record. Gene Ontology annotation, cellular component: plasma membrane. Gene Ontology annotation, biological process: adenylate cyclase-activating adrenergic receptor signaling pathway. Lineage: Eukaryota; Metazoa; Chordata; Actinopteri; Siluriformes; Pangasiidae. The coding region runs from base 1408 to 2448 and encodes 346 amino acids.
UCCGCGCACAGCUCCCACAGCAGGUACAACACUCACACUUCACACACUCCGCUCAGUCCACAUCUCUCACAGCUCUCACAGCAACACUUGCUGAAGCACAAGCUGAUUAUUGCUGGAAUUGUGGGAUGUUGUCGCUUUCGACCAGUAGCCCACUUCCACGAAUGGACUCAACAAGAUCCAGAACAUCAAAACUUUAGACUUCCGCCGUGUCUGAACAUAAUGGGAUUGCUCUCUUUAAUCAGCUUGAAAGCAGCUGGAACUAUGGCAGCGAGCAGUGAUAUGGAGUCAUAAACCUCGCUGCCAAAAAGGAAACAAGAUGCAUUAACACCAACAGGUCCCUUGUAAGAAUUCAAUGACCGAUCAUGCGACUCACGCUAACUUUAGGAGCUAAUCUGAGCAGAAUUUCUCAUGCUAGUUUAUCUGAUCUUCAUUUCUAAUUCGAAUAAAUACAUCACUAAGUUAAAAUAAAACUCGUUGACUAUUUAAAGCUAUAUCGAAUGCUAGCAUAUUUUGUAUUAAACCGGAACGCUAAUUCUCCUCGUCUUAAACUUUCAAUAGCUUUGUUUCUGGAAUUUUCCUUCACUAAUCUUAUUAGAGCAGUUUAUUUUAGCUCAAUUCCAAAUGCUAAUACACACCAUAAAAUUAUGUGCAAGUAGCAAAGAUAGACAAAAAAUGAAUAAUGUCCACUUCCUUCUUUUCUGUUAAUUCAAAAGGAACAUUUUUGGCCUCAUAUUUGACCCAAAGAUCACCAAGUACUUGAUAGAUGUUCAUGCUAAUCUCAUAAUUAGCAAGAUCCAGCAGGAAAAUUUCAGAUAAAUAAUCUUUAUUAAGAAACCUUUUUUUAUUUAUUUAUUUAUUUUUUUUUUUCGGUGGACAAUUUUCAACAGCAGCCAUGCAUACUCCAAAAAUAACAAGAAGUUUAUUGACUUGACCCAUGCUAACCCAUGCACUUAAUUAGAGCCAAAUUUCUAAUGCGAGUCCAUCUUAGCAUAAUUUUGAAUGCUAAUCAGCUAAUCCUUAUACUUUCUAGCGCAAAAUGUCAAGAGAUUAUUUACCUUACUCACAUGUCCUGGCCAAAAAAAUUAUUAAUUAAUUGAGGAAGGCAAUGAUCAAACCUGAAACUACCACCACCAUGUGGUUUGAAGGUCAUAAAGAAAUCCACUGACACCUUAAAGAAUAUUUAGAACAAAAUUUCUAAUGUUAGCUUAGUUUAGAUUCUAAUACGAAUCUAUUGGAAAAAAAAACAACCAAAAAGACGUGUCGAUGUUUUUCCUAAAAACUGAAAAGUUUAUCAACCACAAUCAGAGAUGCUUAACCGAAACGUCACCAAGAAUUCCAGAGACUUGAUUCACCUCAACAUUGCUGACUAAUUUGUAAUGCUAAUUCACUAAUCCCUUGCCUGCCAGCAUGCCUCAUCUCAACGUCACUGCCCUUUUAUCAAACCUGACCAACAGACCAGAAUCAGGAAACUUGUAUCGCCCGUUCUCUGUGUUCAGCGUCCUCACACUCACACUUUUAGCUAUGCUCGUGGUGGCUACUUUCGUUUGGAACCUUCUCGUUUUGGUGACCAUUUUGAGAGUCCGAACUUUCCACCGUGUCCCUCACAACCUGGUGGCCUCGAUGGCCAUCUCAGAUGUGAUGGUAGCCGGGCUUGUGAUGCCACUCAGCCUCGUUCGAGAACUUUACGGCCGCCGAUGGAUCCUCGGAAAAGCGCUUUGCCAAGUAUGGAUUUCUUGUGACGUUUUGUGCUGCACGGCCAGCAUCUGGAACGUGACCGCCAUCGCGCUCGAUCGCUAUUGGUCCAUCACACGCCACCUCGAGUAUACGCUCAAGACACGGAAAAGGAUCUCCAACGUGAUGAUUGGACUCACAUGGCUGCUCUCGUCCGUCAUAUCCCUGUCGCCGCUCUUCGGUUGGGGAGAGACGUAUUCCGAGGAGGAUCUGGCAUGUCAAGUGAGCCAGGAACCGUCAUAUACAGUGUUCUCCACCUUUGGCGCUUUUUAUUUGCCCCUCUGCGUUGUGCUGUUUGUGUACUGGAAGAUCUACAAGGCUGCCAAGUUUCGCAUCGGCUCACGCAAAACCAACACCAUCAUGCCAAUGACGGAGAUUAUUGAGGUGAAGGAAGCCGUGGAACAGCCUCAGAUGGCGUUCGGUGUCCGUCACGCAGCCGUGUCGUUCCAGCCUGAGGGCGAGACGUGGCGUGAGCAGAAGGAACGUCGCGCUGCGCUGAUGGUGGGAAUCCUGAUCGGUGUCUUCGUGCUUUGCUGGAUCCCGUUCUUCCUGGCCGAGCUCAUCAUCCCGCUGUGCUCCUGCGACAUCCCGCCCGUCUGGAAGAGUGUCUUCCUCUGGCUCGGAUACUCCAACUCGUUCUUCAACCCACUCAUCUACACAGCUUUCAACAAGAACUACAACAGCGCCUUCAGGAACCUCUUCAGCAGGCAGCGCUGACAAAUAACCUGCGCUAGUCAGCAUCAUGCUAACUGACAACAUUGCUUGGAUAAAUAAUACCAUUGUGUAAAGUUCAUCUAUAUGUCCAAGAACUAUAACAGCACCUUCAGGAAGCUCUACAGCAGUAAUGAAAGCAAAUGACCACCAAUUAGCCUUGUGCUAACUUGCUAAGGAAUACUAUUUGUUUGUUAAGAACUACAACUACAACAUCCCCUUCAGGAACCUCCUUAACAGGGAAUGCUGACAAAUAUAUCCAUAAAUUAGCAUCAUGCUAACUGAACAAAGGCAUCACACAUGGCACUGUUUGCUAAAUAACACCAUGUGUACAUCUUCAUUUACACGUCCACACCGUUGCCCUAAGAAACCUCUUCAGCUGGACUUGAAUUACAGCUAAUUGGCAUCAUGCUAACUGUAUGAAUAAUAAAAUCAUUAUACAUGGCAACUGUUGGGUAAAUAAUGCUAAGUAAUCUUCCUAAAGCUGUUUAUCUAUAGAGCCAAGAACUAAACAGCACCUUCAGGGACCUCAUUAGUAGGCGGACAAGUAAAAGAAGCUAAGAACUAGCAAUUAGCUAAUGCUAAUUGCUACAACAUAAUACUUUUUGUACAUUAACAAGAAAAACUGCACCUUUAGGAAUCUCUGACAACGAAUGGAUUAUGUGUUGAAAGCAUCAGACACACCAUUGUUUCGCUAAAUUAUUACAUAUGUGCAUCAUGCUAAGUGAUAGCUGAACGAUAUGUUACAGUCCGUAUGUGUAAAUAUAAAUUUAAUGUACAUCAAAUAUUUUACAAUAUUAUUGAUCUACACAAACUUCAGGAACCUUUUUGGGAACUAAAGGCUAGCUAAAACUAAAGACUGUCUAAAAACCUCCAGUGAGCAUCAUGCUAAUUUACAUAACAACAUUCUUGUAUUGCUAGGUAAUACCAUCUGUAAAUUUGAUAAAGUCGCUGUUUGUUUGAUAAGUUUGAUAAAGUAGCUCAUCUACACAGCAACACAUGAAAAAAAAUUGCGAAUUGGGGAACACAAAGGUGAGUAACAAAAAUGUAUGAACAGCAGGUAGCAUGAUGCUAACUGAAAACAUUGUCAUUUUGUAGAAGAUACAUUUUUGUAGACUUCAAGAAAUGUUACAAGAGCGUCUUCAGGAACCCAGAUAGCACACAAACAGCAUUGGGUGGACAAGCUAAUGUGCAAUUUGUUUGCUAAUCAUUCAUGUUUUUUUAAAAUCAUGUGACCCUUUAAUCAUGUGACCCCUUACAAGUAUUUACUUAUAGUGUGUUUAAAUCUCCUACUACUACUACAAAAAAAAAAAAUCAGUUUUUACUGACGUCAUGCACGUGAGAAACAUGGACACCUAGCAUAAACUAGCUAACUACUAAGGCUUAAGAUUUAGCUUGCUAGCACAUCAUGACCAUAUUAAGGGGCACAAAUGACACAUAACCAUCAGAAAUAUCAACAUUUCCCUCAGAUAUGUUCAUAAAUUACUAUGAUAAGACUGUAAAACUCACAUUCCGAUUUAAUUUGUACUUAGCAUCAACAGGAAACCGGACCUCGAUGAUUUUUGUCACACAGAGAUAUUAACACAAAAUUAACAGUGAUCACUGAUCAUGGCAUCAGUGAUCAUGGCUUUUUAGCGACAUCUUGCUGAUUAGCAAACACACUCCAUGCUACGUUAUUAAGAUGUUGUGGAGACCGUGGCAUUCCUUCCUGCUAGUUUGUUUUGUUUUGUUGGCUGAAAUCACACACAUGGUUACAUACGUUACUUACAGAAAUGUAGCUGUUAGCUAAAAAUCUUGCAUUAGCUUGCUAUUAAAUAAGCUAGCUAGUGUUACUGUGAGGAGUAUGCUAGUUAGCUAGUCUGGAAACAGCUACAUAAAGUAAAGUGUUAUAUAAAGCUAGCAGGCUAGCGCUACACCUAGGAGUUGCUAUAGGAGUGGCUAAACAUAAAUUGUUAACUAGCUGGGUAUUCUUUCUUUCUUCUUCUUUCUUUGUUUUUAGCAUCAUGUGUUUCUUUCUUUGUUCUUUCUUUUGGUAUGAUUUUUCUUAUAUUUCUUUCUUCAUUUUUUAAAUUGUUUAAUUCUAUCUAUCUAUCUUUCUUUUUAGCUUCAUGUAUUUCUUUUUCUUUCCUUUGUCAUGAUUAUUCUUAUAUUUCUUUCUUUCUUUCUUUUGUAUUUUUUUUCUUUCUUGUUUUCUUUCUUUCUUUGUGAUUUUUAUGAUAGUUCCUUUUUUCUAUUGAUUUUUUUUUCAUUUUUCCUAUUUUCUUUCUUUCUUUUCCAUACAUUUCUUUCUUUCUUUCUUUGUAUUGUUUUGUUUCUUUCUUGUUUUCUUUCUUUCUAUGUGAUUUUUCUGAUAUUUCCCUUUUUCAUAUUGAUUUUUUCAUUUUUCCUAUUUUCGUUUUUCUUUUUUGUUUAAUACAUUUCUUUCUUUCUUUCUUUCUUUCUUUUGU